Messenger RNA from Podarcis raffonei (Aeolian wall lizard), 1853 nucleotides. It is a transcript of the gene MNAT1, whose product is annotated as MNAT1 component of CDK activating kinase. The record is from RefSeq and is a predicted model, not a curated record. Lineage: Eukaryota; Metazoa; Chordata; Lepidosauria; Squamata; Lacertidae. Gene Ontology annotation, biological process: regulation of transcription by RNA polymerase II; positive regulation of cyclin-dependent protein serine/threonine kinase activity; nucleotide-excision repair. The coding region runs from base 79 to 1008 and encodes 309 amino acids. Gene Ontology annotation, cellular component: transcription factor TFIIH holo complex. Gene Ontology annotation, molecular function: cyclin-dependent protein serine/threonine kinase activator activity. The transcript is spliced from 8 exons.
AGUUGCCAGGCGAUGCUGAGCCUCGGCGAGGAGUAGCUGCAGCGCCAGGAGGAGGAAGGGAGCGGAGCCCCAGCCGCCAUGGACGACCAGGGCUGCCCCCGCUGCAAGACCACCAAGUACAGGAACCCCUCCCUCAAGCUCAUGGUCAACGUCUGCGGCCACACGCUCUGUGAAAGCUGCGUGGAGCUGCUGUUUGUCCGAGGGGCUGGGAACUGCCAGGAGUGCGACACCCCUUUGCGGAAGAGCAACUUCAGAGUGCAGCUCUUUGAGGACCCAGCUGUUGACAAGGAGGUGGAAAUCCGGAAGAAGGUGUUGAAAAUAUACAACAAAAGAGAGGAUGACUUCCGCAGUCUAACGGAAUAUAAUGAUUUCCUAGAAGAAGUUGAAGAAAUUGUGUUCAACCUGACCAACAACAUUGAUGUAGAAAAUACAAGAAAGAAGAUGGAGAUGUAUCAGAAGGAAAACAAGGAAGUCAUUCAGAAAAAUAAGAUCAAACUGUCACGAGAGCAAGAGGAGCUGGAAGAGGCUCUGGAGGUUGAGCGGCAGGAAAGCGAGAUCAGGCGGCUUCUUAUACAAAAGGAGGAGCAAAUGCAACAGAUGCUGAAGAGGAAGAACAAGCAGGACCUUCUUGAUAAGCUGGAAAGUUCUCAUCUUCCUGCUUCUUUGCUGUUGGCCCAGCACAAAGACAGGUCUACCCAACUCGAAAUGCAACUGGAGAUUCCCAAACCAGUCAAGCCAGUUGCAUUUUCGACUGGCAUCAAAAUGGGUCAGCAUAUUUCGUUGGGACCUGUUCCAAAGAUCGAGGAAGUGCUCUAUGAAUACCAGCCAUUGCAUGUGGAGACCUACGGGCCGCCAGUUCCAGAUAUUGAAGUGUUGGGGAAAUUUGGGUAUCUAAACCACGUCCGAGCUGCCUCCCCGCAAGAUCUCGCUGGUGGCUAUACUUCCUCCCUUGCCUGUCAUCGAGCCCUUCAAGAUGCCUUCAGUGGGCUAUUUUGGCAUCCUGGCUAGGUUGGGAGUAACAGACACUGGAGCGGAGCGAGCAAAGCAAAAAACCUCAGGUGAAAAUUGCUGCCGUCUGCACUCUGGCCAGGCUGCCGUCUUUCCUUCCUUUUGUGUGUGUGAAGCCAGCUGCGCUUAAAUAUUAAAAACAUGAUGUACAGAAACUUUCUUUUUAAAAUGGUGGUCAUGUUUCUUCUUCUCUGGUGGAAUGAGGGUAAGGGUGGGAAAGGCUCUAGUCACUUUGUAGCUAGAGGCUAUUGGAAGAGAUAAUGAUUUUGUUUUGUAUGUUUUGAGGUUUCAGAACCAGACUUGUAAACGAUUUUUAAAAUAAAGUCAGAUUGUUGUGAUUAAAUUCUGCAGAUUCUGCCGCUGCACUUCAGGGUUUUAUUUGCACAAGCACUGAAAUGCUACUUUUAUAUAUUGUAGCUCUGCAGUAAGGGCAAAGUUCUUUCAUCUCAUAAAACUGGCAAAUGGGAGUUUCCUUCCUUGAAGUAUGAUACAAGAACUGGAUAUGAGACUGAUUUAAGAAUGUCUCAUCUUUCCUGCUGUAGAAUAAAAUUGCAAGGGUGCCAUCAUGCUGCAGUUUGCAUGGCUGCCUAUAUGAUAUAUUGCCUAUAUGAUGACAGAACCGUAGUGGGGGCAGGCAAGCCACAGAGGAACAGACAGGAUAGGACAGGGCAGCUCCUUUGCCACCAUCACACUCACGUGAGCGCCACUGUUGCGGCCUUAGCAGCAUACGAGUACAUUGGAAAACACAACUAGAAUUGUCAUCAGUAUCACUUGAUACCCUUGCUCUCAUUUUGAAAAUAUAUCUAUCCAUAUUCUUCAAAUAAAAAAAAUAUUUUGAUACUGUA